Molecule: messenger RNA, 887 nt
Organism: Aethina tumida (small hive beetle)
Lineage: Eukaryota; Metazoa; Arthropoda; Insecta; Coleoptera; Nitidulidae
Exons: 4
Coding region: 461-769 (102 amino acids)
Source: RefSeq, a predicted model, not a curated record
AGUGUAUUUAUUGUCUUUGAAGUAAAUGACUUAAUAUUAUUUUGAUGUUAUAAAUAUGUAUGAACGUGAAUAUUCGUAUAAAACAUUAAAAGGUAAUUAGUAACCAGAUCGGUGAUUAAUUUCUCUUUUCGCGCAGUCCGAAAUGGCGAAUUGAAAGAACGGCAUUGAACUUGCACUUGUAUUUUCUCAUCCGAUUGAAAUUCCAGACAAAUCGGAAUCCGCCGAAAGUCGUUUAUGGUAAUGAGCAAGUGAUCACGAAAGUUUUUUUUAUGAUCGUUCCUGAUAACAAUAAUGAUGAGAUGCCGUCUAAAUAGUAAAUUGUAUACAUACUGUUACACUUUCAGCAAAUGUAAAUUCGUGUCGGCUUAUAAAUACAAUAGGACAUUAAUUUCGUGGUCGCAGUCGAAAACUUGGAGCACAACAGAACAGUGAUUAUUUAUUUGUGGAUUUUAAGUGAAAGAUGAAAAUAUUUGUGCUCAUUUUACUCGCUAUAGUUUUACUUGAACAGUGUGAUUCACAUCAAACACAAACAAGCAUUUUUAAUUUUAAAGAGGGCGAAGGACUUGGUGGAGUAUGGAAAUCCAGGGUGGAAUGGAAGGUUCAAUGGGUCAAAGAUUGGGAAACAAAAAAGAUUUACGUGCCAGUGUGGAAAAAAGUAUGGUCUCCGGUAAAUAUUCGCGAAUGGUUCCCGCUUCCAAAACCUCCGAAAGAUUGGGAUCCACAUCCGCCGCAUCAUCCUGUACAACCCUCAACAGUCAAGUUAUAUUGAACAGAAUUACGUUGUACAACCACACUUUGUGCGCUUUAUUGUCUACUAUUGGAUCACAUUGAUUUUUUUAUUUAUAGUAAUUUAUUUUAUUUAUUAAUAAAAAUUCUUUAAAAACUGG